ACGGGACAAUAAGGGGUGGGACAAAACUGUAUUUAAAAUCUCUAAUCUCUCCUUUUGAUCAGAAACAUAGGCAAUAACAAAAAUGUUCAAACAAAAUGGGUGAGGACGUACAGUGACUUGUGAGCACUUGUGAAGUUCUGGGAGCGGAAGAAGUCUGGUCGGGUCCCAAAUCGACGACGAUGGUUCGUGGCUUCGGUUUAUCAGGCAGAUUGGAACUGAGAUGAGAUAGGCUGCGAGUCACUGCGUCGCCAUACAGGGACACAGCUGGCGGAGAUCUUUAUUUCCCCCUCUUCCGCAUUUUAUAACCCACUUGCUGUCAGACGAGGUAAACAGUUUUAACUUUUAAUGUUUGAAGCAAAGAGGAAAAACUUCGGGCGACGUUUUCCUACAAACGGAGGUCGGUCGUGGCCGAAGCAGGAGACGAUGUAAUCUCUCUCUGUCUCCCUCUCUCUGGAUGAAACAUCUGUUUAAGCGAAAGGUAAAACUAUUUAUUCCACACUGGAAAUGGAGCCAGUUUUCUUCUAAAGGUUUCCUGAAACACUGUCAGCGAAGGAACCAUUCAAGUCCACUUGGAUAUGCGGCGCUUGCAUAAGUCAAGUUAAAAGGCGAGCGGAAAACAGAGAGAUGGAAGGCUCUGCUCUCUUCACAGUAGUGCUAGUUGGAGGGUUUCUGUGGAUCUCUGCUGGCCAUGCAGACACCGAUGAAGAAGGGAAGCUGCUGUGUACAUGUGAGAAUGCCAAAGGCACAUGCAUAAAUGGAACCUGCAGAGGAGACAUCUGUUUCUACUCCUGGGAGAAUGGCAAUGAGGAGAGGGGCUGUUUCCCUCGUAGCCUCUACUUGGAGCAGUGCUACGCCUCCGUCACGGGCCUCUUUAUUCGUUGCUGCAAAGAGAACCAGUGCAACACCGACACCACAGUCCCUCCAGAUAUUACUGGGGAAAGGACAACAAAAACCCCAGAUAUGCCUCACCUGGAGCUGUGGAUCACCGUGCCUUUGCUGCUGUUGAUCAUAACAGCAAGCGUGUGUGGCCUGUUGCUGUUCCUGCACUCCCGACGUGCACACUGCAGAGUGAGAAAAGAUGAAGACCAUGAUGUCACCAUGCUCAAGGUCUCUCAUGGAGAUGACUCCACAUAUGGUAAUAUCCUUGAUGAGUUUUGUACAUCAGGGAGUGGGACAGGGCUGCCCUAUCUGGUACAAAGGACUAUGGCAAGACAAAUUUCACUUGUCGAGUGUGUUGGUAAAGGCAGGUAUGGAGAGGUGUGGAGGGGGACGUGGAUGGGGGAGAGUGUGGCUGUGAAGAUCUUUUCAUCUAGGGAUGAGCAGUCCUGGUUCAGAGAGACAGAGAUCUACAACACUGUCCAGUUGCGACAUGACAACAUACUGGGUUUUAUAGCCUCUGACAUGACAUCCAAGAAUUCCAGCACCCAGCUGUGGCUUGUCACCCACUUUCAUGAGCUGGGUUCUCUCUACGACUUCCUGCAGCACAGCAGCUUGGAGCCAGAGAGCUGUCUGAGGAUGUGUCUCUCUGUGGCCUGUGGUCUGGUCCACCUCCACACUGAGAUUGUCAGCUCCCAGGAAAAGCCAGCUAUUUCCCACCGAGACCUGAAAAGCCGAAACAUCCUGGUAAAGCGGAACGGACAGUGCUGCAUCGCUGAUCUUGGUUUGGCUGUAAUACACUCUCAGUCCCAUGACUAUCUCGAUGUGGGAAACAAUCCUCGUGUGGGCACCAAGCGCUACAUGGCCCCUGAGGUGCUGGAUGAGACUAUUCGUAAGGACAUCUUUGAGUCUUACAAACAAACUGACAUCUGGGCCCUGGGCCUGGUCUUCUGGGAGAUUACCCGCAGGACCAUGGUCAAUGGGAUUGUGGAAGAGUACCGUCCUCCCUUCUUUGACCUAGUGCCAUCAGAUCCCAGCUUUGAGGAGAUGAAGAAGGUGGUGUGUGUAGACCAGCAGAGGCCCAGUCUGCACAACCGGCUUCAUUCUCAUCCAAUCCUGUCAGCCAUUAUAAAGAUCAUGAAGGAGUGUUGGUACCAGAGCCCAUCAGCCCGCCUCACAGCCCUGCGGGUGAAGAAGACGCUCUCCAAACUGGACCAUGACAGUGACUUCAGCACUGAGAAACUCAAGAGGGAUAUCUAGACCUCAGAGUACCAAGAUGAAACAGGGACACACAACUGAAAAAACUAGAAGGGAUCUUGCACCACACUCUGAACAGCAGGAGGUGCAUAUCAUUAGCAUAGUUUGAGCUAAUGACUAGAUCGCUGCAUUUUAUUGAAAUCAUAUGACUUUAAGCAGUAGUGUCUAGACUGUCUUGUACCCAGGGCUAUGUUUUUUGUGCAGCCUAAUUUUCAUCUGCCAUAUUUCUGGUGCCUCAAACCAAGAAGCCCAAAAAGGAACAAUUUUUAAUCAAGGUAUUUUAAUUUUUCUUAUGUUCAACUAAUAAAGUGUAAAUCAGACACUUCCUCACUUCCACAUUUUUAUACUCACGGGGUUUUAAUCAUUUCCUAAAUCUCCCAUUGCCAUGACAGAAUGGAUAAUCUAGCAUAGCACAAUUAUUCAUCCUCUUAUAAAUAUCUUAUCUGAUAUAUAGUAAAAAUAUACAUAUAGGUUUCACACAAUGACCUAAUCCAUGGAAAACCACAGAGCGCAUAAAGACAUUUGUUGCCUUUUACUGUGAAUACAAGAAACAUGUAAUAACAUGAUCAAACAAGGCACAUUACCUGUUCUAUACGUAUACAGUACUUAACUUAUAUAAAUUGGUUAUUUAGUAUCUGAACAUAGACACAUUGAGUUAUUUAGUUGUACAUAUUCUGACAGCACUGAAGCUAUUUUCUUGUAUCACCAUAGGGUAUACUGUAAAUAUAUUUCAAACAGGGUAUAACAAUAAGACACACUUUAUAUACUUUUGUAUGGCACAACUUUUUACAAACCUUUUUAUGCCUAAAAGUACCCCCACUGUCACUAUGGUCCGUAAAGCAAUUCACAGGUAUGUAAUAUUGUACAUGUUGAAUAAAGGACUAUUUUUAAAAUGUUGG
Molecule: messenger RNA, 3032 nt
Organism: Monopterus albus (swamp eel)
Lineage: Eukaryota; Metazoa; Chordata; Actinopteri; Synbranchiformes; Synbranchidae
Gene: acvrl1
Product: activin A receptor like type 1
Exons: 10
Coding region: 625-2136 (503 amino acids)
Biological process (GO): angiogenesis; heart development; protein phosphorylation
Cellular component (GO): BMP receptor complex; plasma membrane
Molecular function (GO): transmembrane receptor protein serine/threonine kinase activity; ATP binding
Source: RefSeq, a predicted model, not a curated record